CUACAAUACCGUGAUGGAUUUAUACAACCAUGCCUCCGUACUCCCCAGUGUUUCUAGCCCCCAUCAUCGAGGUUUUAAUUCCCCAUUAGCAUCCCCUCGUCGCCAAACCGCUCCCACCAGGCCUCGCAAGCUACGUUAAAAGCACCGCCUAAAACCUAAUUACUCAUGAUGCUUCUCCUCCCCCUAGCCGCAUCCCUCGUCUUCAUCAACUUGGGCUUUGCGCUGCCGGUCAGCGUUGGCCUUGAGCUUGAAGAAAUUAACACCACCAACACCACCACAACGCUGCCGGAAUUCACGUUCCCACCCUGUAGUCCUAUUUCUAUUACUAUACUACCAGGCCCCACCCUCAGAGCCGAAAGCGACCAAGAAGCGCUACCUCCAAACGUGGAGGAGCAAUCAAACACGCUCCCCACCACACCCAACGCAAACGAGAGAGAGGAGAGCGUUUCAUGGAUCAAUCCGGUUACCUAUACUAUCAUCUGCUACGACUUCUUCAUCGCUAGUGUCUUCGUUUGGUGUUGGAUCCAAGGUUGUUUCUGGUGGUGGAGGAAAGAGAAUGUCAGUGGGUUGGAGGGGGGGUAUGAGAUGGAGGACUUGGGUACGAGAGGUGGUGGUGGUGGUAGGAGGGCCAGAAGCGAGCGGGAGCGGGAGAUUGAGAGAGAGAUGAGGAGGUUGGGUAUGAUUUAGAAGUGUGUGUGUGUGAGGUACAUUAGGCCAAUGUUUCAGAAAGGUUCAGAGAGAGAUUGUAGAUGGAAUUAAAGAUAGCCUGCCUAGACAUCUGACGAA
Molecule: messenger RNA, 786 nt
Organism: Cucurbitaria berberidis CBS 394.84
Lineage: Eukaryota; Fungi; Ascomycota; Dothideomycetes; Pleosporales; Cucurbitariaceae
Exons: 1
Coding region: 166-687 (173 amino acids)
Source: RefSeq, a predicted model, not a curated record